Brassica napus (rape) is the source of this 4015-nucleotide messenger RNA. RefSeq lists its product as uncharacterized. Gene Ontology annotation, molecular function: nucleic acid binding. The transcript has a single exon. The record is from RefSeq and is a predicted model, not a curated record. Gene Ontology annotation, biological process: DNA integration. NCBI's taxonomy places the organism in Eukaryota, Viridiplantae, Streptophyta, Magnoliopsida, Brassicales, Brassicaceae. Bases 1 to 3879 code for a protein of 1292 amino acids.
AUGGAUGCGAUUCAGAUGAUGCCCUCCAUGCGUAGCUUUAUGAAGGGGUUGAUCUCAGGGAAAAUAUCAGACGAGAGCGAGUACAUGACAGUUUCCAAGGAGUGCAGCGCAGUGCUUCAGAACAGGCAAAUAAAAAAACGAGGAGAUCCAGGCAAAUUUGUCCUCUCUAUCCAGAUUGGGAAGACAGUUUUCGCUUGCUCCUUGGUGGAUCUUGGGUCUAGCGUGAAUCUCAUGCCCUACUCUGUAGCUUUACGACUCGGAUACACACACUUCAAACCAACUAAGAUGUCCUUGGUUUUCGCAGACAGAUCAGUCAAAUCUCCUGUUGGUAUUCUAGAGGAUCUCCAAGUGAAAGUAGGGAACACCACUGUUCCAGCAGACUUCGUUGUUCUGGAAUUGGAAGAAGAGUCUAAGGACCCCCUCAUCUUGGGAAGACCAUUCUUAUGUACUGUCGGAGCUAUCAUUGAUGUGCGACAGAGAAAGAUUGAUCUGAAUCUUGGGGACAUAGUUAUGCAAUUCGAAAUGGAUGAGUUGCUAAAGAAGCCGAUGUUGGAUGGACAAACCUUUGAGGUCAAUGAAGGGGUUGAUCCGCUCCAACCACAAGAAGGAAUGAUCGAGGAGAUUCUUACCGAAGACCCACUGGAACUUGCACUGGUGCGUGCUGAAGCCGAGCAGAGUAUGGUGAACAUUGAUGCUGAUGGAUAUGCCAAGAUGCUUGACUCCGCAAGGAGUAUGGGGAGAAUGGUAGCGAGUCUAAGUCUGGGGGAGGAUAUCAACAGGUGCGAGACCACUCCAUCUGGAGCGACCCCUAAACCGGACCAACCAGAGGAUCCCUGGAGCGAGCUCAAGGCUCCCAAAGUUGAGCUAAAACCCCUUCCCAAAGGGCUCAGGUACGCUUUCUUAGGUCCGAAUUCCACAUAUCCUGUCAUUGUGAAUGCUGAGCUGAAUAAUGUGGAAACUGCAUUGCUUUUAUGCGAGCUUAGAAAAUAUCGUAAGGCAUUAGGAUAUUCGCUAGCUGACAUCCCUGGUAUUUCGCCUGAUUUAUGCAUGCAUAGAAUCCACUUGGAAGAUGAAUCAAUGACUUCUGUCGAACAUCAGAGGAGGUUAAACCCGAAUCUAAAAGAUGUCGUUAAGAAAGAGAUAAUGAAACUUCUUGAAGCAGGUGUGAUCUAUGCGAUUUCUGAUAGUAAAUGGGUCAGUCCUGUUCAUGUUGUACCUAAGAAAGGUGGGAUCACUGUUAUCACAAAUGAAAAGAAUGAAUUGAUCCCUACUAGGACAGUGACAGGACAUCGCAUGUGCAUAGAUUUCAGGAAAUUAAAUGCAGCAACUAGAAAGGAUCACUUCCCACUCCCUUUUAUUGAUCAAAUGCUUGAGAGAUUGGCUAACCACCCAUAUUACUGCUUUUUAGAUGGUUAUUCAGGUUUCUUUCAGAUUCCCAUCCAUCCAGACGAUCAGGAGAAAACGACGUUCACAUGCCCCUACGGAACGUACGCUUACAGGAGAAUGCCAUUCGGCUUGUGCAAUGCGCCAGCAACAUUCCAGCGCUGCAUGAUGUCGAUCUUUACUGACCUGAUUGAAGACAUUAUGGAAGUUUUCAUGGACGAUUUCAGCGUCUAUGGAAGCUCCUUUAAUGUCUGUUUGUCAAACUUGUGCAGGGUUCUUAAAAGAUGUGAGGAGAAACACCUCGUACUCAACUGGGAGAAAUGCCACUUCAUGGUCACAGACGGGAUUGUUCUAGGGCACAAGAUCUCCGAGAAAGGAAUUGAGGUGGAUAAGGCAAAGAUCGAAGUGAUGAUGAGUUUGCAACCACCAACAAACGUGAAGGCCAUCAGGAGUUUCUUGGGUCACGCUGGGUUUUACCGACGGUUUAUCCAGGAUUUCUCAAGGAUAGCAAGACCACUCACCAGACUGCUCUCUAAGGAGAUCAAAUUCGAUUUCGACAGUGAGUGUCUAGCUGCUUUCCACACCAUCAAGGGAGCUCUAGUCAGUGCACCUGUUGUGCAACCACCAGACUGGGACCUACCCUUUGAAAUCAUGACUGAUGCAAGCGAUUUUGCAGUUGGAGCAGUACUUGGGCAGCGUAAGGACAAGAAACUUCAUGUGAUCUAUUACGCUAGCAAAACUAUGGAUGAAGCUCAGUGCAGAUACGCUACAACUGAGAAAGAGCUUCUGGCUAUUGUUUUUGCUUUCGAAAAAUUUAGGUCCUACCUAGUGGGAUCUAAAGUGAUUGUGCACACAGACCAUGCUGCUCUUAAGUACCUGCUCACAAAGAAAGAUGCGAAACCGAGGUUGUUAAGGUGGAUUCUUCUUCUCCAAGAAUUUGAUCUAGAGAUAAAAGAUAAGAGAGGUGUCGAGAAUGGGGUCGCUGACCAUCUAUCCAGAAUGAAGAUUGAGGACGACACAACUCUUGAUGAGGAACACCCAGUUGAACACGUCAACGCGAUUGGUCUGUGUUACGCGGAACAAUCUCUAAGAACCAUGUCAGACUGUUCCAGCAUCGCGGAACAACCUCCGAGGAAGGCGCCCGAUUGUUCUCACAUCUCGAAACAUCCUGUCGCCUUGAUCCAAAAGCAAUAUCCUUACCUCCCAUGGUUUGCUGAGAUUGCUAACUAUCUAGCUGCUGAAAAGCCACCACCUAAGUUCACAGGAAACGACAAGAGGAAAUUCCUGAGAGAGGCGAGGCGUUAUGUUUGGGAUGAACCGUUCUUGUACAGACAAGGCAAGGAUGGUUUGUUCAGAAGGUGUGUUCCAGAGGCAGAUAUCCCAAGAAUUCUGCACCACUGCCAUGGUUCAUCAUACGCAGGUCACUUUGCUGCAUUCAAAACGGUUUCUAAAGUCCUCCAAGCAGGGUUCUGGUGGCCGACUAUGUUCAGGGAUGCUCAAGCCUACGUAGCCAGGUGCGAUGCAUGCCAGCGACUUGGAAACAUCAGCAAGAGGAAUGAGAUGCCUCAGAAUUACAUUCUAGAGGUUGAGGUAUUCGACUGUUGGGGAGUCGAUUUCAUGGGACCAUUUCCUGCGUCCUUCAAGAACGAGUACAUCCUUGUCGCCUUUGACUACGUGUCUAAGUGGGUAGAAGCAGUGGCAAGCCCUACGAACGAUGCAAAAGUGGCGACUAAGAUGUUCAGCUCAAUCAUAUUCCCAAGGUUCGGAGUGCCUAGGGUCGUAAUCAGCAAUGGUGGAACACACUUCAUCAACAAGGCAUUUCAGGGCCUUUUAAAAAAGAAUGGAGUGAACCACAAGGUGGCAACCGCUUACCAUCCACAGACGAGCGGACAGGUUGAGGUGUCCAACAGGGAGAUCAAAAGCAUCCUGCAGAAAACUGUCAACACAUCGCGAAAGGACUGGUCGCUUAAGCUGGACGAUGCGCUAUGGGCCUACAGAACAGCCUAUAAGACGCCGCUAGGAACGACUCCCUACCACCUGGUGUAUGGUAUAGCAUGUCACCUACCCGUCGAGCUUGAAUACAAGGCUGCAUGGGCAGUCAAGCUACUGAAUUUCGACAUCAAGCCAGCAACCGAGAGACGCAUGAUCCAGAUUCAUGAACUGGAGGAGAUAAGGCACCUCGCCUAUGAAAGCUCCAAAAUCUACAAAGAGAAAACCAAGGCCUACCAUGACAAGAGGAUCAUUGCCAGACAGUUCGAACCAAACGAUAAGGUCUUGCUUUUCAAUUCGAGGCUGAGAUUAUUCCCAGGGAAGUUGAAGUCUAGAUGGUUCGGGCCUUUCACUGUUAAGGAAGUUCGACCCUACGGAGCAGUUGUGUUAUUAGACAGAAAAGGGGACGAGUUUGUAGUGAAUGGACAGCGCGUCAAGCACUACCUUGCUGACUCCACUAUCGCAGAGGGAGAAGAAAUUCCCCUAAGCGAGCCCCCAUCAGCCUGAUCGAUUGAUCCAAGUCGAGCUAAUGACUUUAAACAAGCGCUUGGUGGGAGGCAACCCACUGGUCAGUACAUACAUUGUCUACAUAGUCUGUUCUUUUCCUUUUCUAAUUUAUUUUGCAGAAAAAAAAAUCGGACUC